GUGCUUUGUGAGGUAGGACUGUCCGUUCUUUCCUAGAACUAUGGAUUGUUACAACUUUGAGUGAAAAGUGUUCAGUUUACAGUUUCCAUUGUUGAGAAACUAUCGGAUAGUUUCACUUGUGGUUUGUGACGUGUUUUGUUGGUUUAGUGAGUGAAGUGCACUGGAUUUUGUUGGUGUGUUGCGGCAAUUUUUUGCUGUGGAACUAAAUAAAGAUCCCGCACGGAGCUAAUGAUACAGGCUACAAGAUGAAGUGAGGCAGUAUGGAGGACGACGCUGAGGCAGCGGUAGGUCCGGACGACGGAUAUCUCCUGGUACGCAUCCAUGUCCCAGAGCUCAAUGUCCACAAGUGCCUUCAGUUCCCUAAGGAUCAGCUGGUUUGGGAUGUUAAACAACAAUGCCUCGCCGCCUUGCCUAAGGUGGCCUCGUGGUACCGGGAGUUGAAGGAGAGUUUCAACUAUGGCCUGUUCUGCCCACCAGUCAAUGGCAAAGCAGGAAAAUUCCUGGAUGAGGAAAGACGACUCGGUGAUUAUCCGUUUAACGGUCCCGUCGGAUAUCUGGAGUUGAAGGCCAAGAGGAGAGUGUACAAGAUGGUCAACCUGGAUGAGAAGCAGUUGAAGGCUCUCCACACGAGAACCAACCUACGCAGGUUCCUGGAGUACGUCACCAACGCUCAGGUGGAGAAGAUAAACAAGAUGUGUUCCAAGGGUCUGGACCCGAACUUUCACUGCCCCGAGACCGGAGAGACUCCCCUGACGAUGGCGACGGGCGUUCGCAAGCCGACUAACGUGCUGAAGGCGUUGGUGAACGGAGGUGCUCUUCUGGACUUUCGCAGCAAGGAUGGAUCAACCGCAGUCCAUCGUGCUGUCGAACACAACAGCCUGGAGGCGGUGACGACCCUAUUGGAGUUAGGGGCUAGUCCGAACUACAGGGACUGCAAGGGUCUGACGCCAUUGUAUGUAGCUAUCACUCAUAGUGUGGACCCACUACUAUGCGAGACUCUACUGCAUAACAGAGCAGUCAUCGGGGCCCAGGACCUACAGGGCUGGCAGGAGGUCCACCAGGCGUGCAGGAACGGAUUAGUGCAGCAUCUAGAACACCUGUUGUACUACGGAGCUGACAUGAACGCUAGGAACGCAUCCGGAAACACUCCGCUGCACGUGUGCGCAGUCAACGGCCAGGAGUCUUGCGCUCGAGUGCUGUUGUUCCGAGGCUGUCAGCACGACGCGCUCAACUACGCAAACCAAACACCGUACCAGGUCGCCGUCAUUGCAGGCAAUCUCGACCUGGCCGACGUAAUACAAGCGCAUAGGCCUGAGAAUGUCGUCCCUUUCCGAGAGCUCCCUCGCUACAACCCCAGACGACGGAGCAUGUUGCCCUCUAUCUCCCACACCAUUGUACCCCUACCCCCUCCCUCACCUUCACUCUCUGCCCGUUCUUUCCCCCCCUUCAGCUCAGCGUCGUCCAGCCUCAGCGAGACUUCCUCGGGCUCCGCCAAGACCACGACGACAGAAGACACUGCCAGUUAUAUUACAGACAAAAGUCUGUGUGACACCAGUGACAUCAUCAGCGACAGCUCAGGCGUGGGGACAGCCAAUAGUGAUUCACUUACGCUGCCGGGCACUAGCGUUGUCUGCGUAGAGAACUACAGUUCGAGCCAGCCUGGCCAUCUACGGCUCUCCCAAGGAGACAUACUUGAUGGUUUUUCAACUCUAUCAAAGAAGUGGAGACUAGAAUUAAUGUUGACUGGGACUACGGACUGUGGACUGUUGGAAGGCACGCACCGCAACGGGGGGGAAACGGGGCUAUUCCCUCCCCACUGUGUACAGGAGGUGCGACUACGGGGGGGUUUAGUACCCCCGCCUCAACUGCCUGUACAUCGCCGUGUAGUCGGACGCAGGGAGUCCAACGCUACCUCACUCAAACACUUUGCCACUGCCCCGAGGCAUAAAAAACAGUUACCAGCGGAACCACGCACUGUGGUGUUGCACCGUGCAAGGCGAGGGUUUGGGUUUGUCUUGCGCGGCGCCAAGGCAACAUCACCCCUCAUGGAGUUGACGCCGUCCGCGAGGUAUCCGGCACUUCAGUACCUGGAUGAUGUGGACAAAGGAGGUGUCGCGGACAUGGCUGGCCUACGGAAGAACGACUACUUGCUAGCGAUCAACGGUGAAGACGUGAGUGCCGCGUCUCACGAGCAUGUAGUGGAUUUGAUCCGCAAGUCUGGAGACCUGGUGUCGCUCACUGUCGUGUCGUCCGGUGCACUGCCGAGCUCUAAGAGCGCCGCUGCCGGGCUGACUGCCGGCCAGGAGAACCAACCCACCCCACGCCAGUAUCAAACACUGCCACGCAAACUCAACAAUAACUUCCCUACGCUCGGUCGAGCGCCAGCACCGUUACCUCCUAGGCGGGAUCCGAAGACAACCCUUAGUGUUGGGAGAGCUCGAGCGAAAUCAAUGGUGGCUGAGGAGGAAGCGGCAAACUCGGGAGACAGUACAGAUCCGGGCAAAGUCCAGCCAAGGACAGCUUCCAUUAGAGCUCGACCCACCUCCAGUCGCAUCACUGCUGCCGAACUGGAGUCUCUGUUCCAACGACAGACACCUUACAUGAUGACUACCUCUAACUUCCAGGCAGGGGGAAACUCACAACCGUCUUCUCCUGCACGCACUCCUCGAGUGUACGCAUCUGUGGCAGAGAUGAAACGCAGCAAGGGCAAGGCUAAUACCCGAGUGCGCUUCAGUCUGGCUGGUAUAGGGAUGGCCGGAGUGUCAGAGCUACACAGGGACUUUCACAGCACCCCGGAUCUUGCUGCGGCGGUCAAUGGGGCUGUGACUGGGCCUCGGCAACACCACAGUCAGGAGGAGUUGCGACCUCUUCCCCCGCCUAGCCAGCCUCCGCCACCACCACCCGCCGCACCCGACACUGGAAAUGACACUGGCAACGGUGGAGAUGGCGUUAUGUCAAGCUUUAAGCCAGCUGCUAGUGCCAAACUGUACGCUUCGCCUGAAGAUGUCAAAAAUGUUGGUUACCGAUCUCGCUCUCUUCCCUCCCACGCAAAUAGACCACAGGUUCGUAAAUCACACAGUUUACGAUCACCGUCGUCUUCAUUCAAACCAGCGCCAGGAUCUCAGGGCGCAAAUCCCUACGCUCAGCCGAUCCGGAACCGCAAACAGCAACCGGUGUCGGCCCCGCCUAUUCCAGACCCCGACUACAGCCUCAGUGAGAACGAAAGCGACACGGAGCCCGCGGACAAGACUGUGAUCAGAGUGAACCAGACAGAGGGAAGUGGCGGUAGCAGCACCAGUUCCGGCAGUCUACCUCACAGCUUCAGCGUAGACGAGAUUCAGAAAGUCCGAACACAGCUGAAAAGCUCCAAAUCCUACCCGAACGACUUUAUCCCCGGAGCUGAAGACGGGGAUAAUUCUUCCAGUGGAGUCAGCUCCGAUCAGGAAAUACCUGCGGGACCUCCCUCCGGGUUUGAUGUGAAUCAGGAAUCCUCGACUGGAACGUCAACUCUUCCUCGAACUUCGCAGAGAUCUGCUCUAACAAGGAACGCAGUGUCGCUGGCACAACUACCCCCACCACUCGAGGCGGACACUGAUGAGAGGGAGGAGUUAGUUGUUCCGCCACCCCCGGAAUAUGCAGGCGGGGUUGGCCCCGUUAUGGAGGAAGUGUUGGCGCCCCCACCACAGUUCUCCGAUGGUCGCUUAGUCACGAGAGUUCGAAUAGUCGGGUCAACACCAAAGGCAGCUCCCAGUAGGCUUCAUAGUCAGUAAGGAUCAACGCAUUACAUGUAAUUCUUUACAUUAAUUCUGUGGCAUGUUUUAUGCCGAAAAAACUGUUAUAAAACUUUUUUCAAAAUAAUUUUUAGUGAUACAAAUAAUUCUUUUGGUUUUUCUAUAAAGAAGUCAUUGAUUAGUUUGUAAAUUACUUACUACCGUGAAUUAUUUUAAAAUAUAAUUACUUAAAUUCUGGAUCAAUUUUGGGAUGUGUAAAAUCAUUUAUGUAAGUGUAAGAGUACUAUUUUGAGGUUCUAUUUUUUUUCCUUUUGGAAGGUGCAAACAGAUUUUUUUAUUCUACCUUACUGUUCAAAGCAAGUCUAAUGCGCUGGCUUACUACCGUAGUUAAUUUUGCAUAGUUGCAUACUAUUGUAUUUAUUGUUGAUUUAUAUUCGUUAAAAGAUUAUAGUUUUUUGUUCAAAUUGUAUAUAAGCAUAGACUUGAGUGUAUGUAAACAGCAUGCCGUCAGUUGUACAUUAUAAAUGUGCCAAGUUAAUUUAUCUUGCCUAAUGUAUGUUCCUUUUAUAUACGAGAGUUAGAUUGUUUCAUACUUAGUUAUUUAUACAUUCCGAAUAUUGAGUUUAUCGUGUAAAUAGUGUCUAUAUAGUGGAUUAGUAAUGAUUAUCAAUGUAAAGCUAAGUUUGCGUCCAACUUUAAACUAAGUUAGAGAGUAAUUAUGAGAAAUUUGAAGGGAACUAUGUACACAGAUUAUUUAUUCCUUUGUGAAAUAAAAUUUUGAUGUAGAUAAUUUA
Macrosteles quadrilineatus (aster leafhopper) is the source of this 4525-nucleotide messenger RNA. Its product is annotated as SH3 and multiple ankyrin repeat domains protein 3-like. NCBI's taxonomy places the organism in Eukaryota, Metazoa, Arthropoda, Insecta, Hemiptera, Cicadellidae. Gene Ontology annotation, molecular function: ionotropic glutamate receptor binding; synaptic receptor adaptor activity. Gene Ontology annotation, cellular component: postsynaptic density; dendritic spine; postsynaptic membrane. The transcript is spliced from 21 exons. The coding region runs from base 261 to 3770 and encodes 1169 amino acids. The record is from RefSeq and is a predicted model, not a curated record.